AUGCCGUCGACGUCAGAAAACCCUCUAAAUGUUGAUUUCGAAUGUUCUAAGCUCGGAACGAAGGAAUAGUAUGUUGUUUUAGUCUUAUUUUUAUUAAUCUUUAGUUGGGACCAAAGAUACGCGCAGGACCUUGAAACUUUCCGAGAUUGUGGAGAAGAAGGUGAAAUAUGGUUUGGAAAGACUGCAGAGAACAGGAUCAUCAAGUUUGUAAGGGAGAAUGUGCCCCAAUCAGCGGCUAUAUUGGACUUGGGUUGCGCGAAUGGCAGCAUUUUGAGAAAAUUGGUACGAACUCGUUGCGACUUUUUUCAAUAUUCGAUCUUUUGGUAUUUUGAGCAAGCACUGACAUUUUUCUUUCAGUUUUACAAAGGAUAUCGUAACCUCUUUGGUGUGGAUUAUUCAGAAACAGCAAUUCGAUUAGCAAAAGAGUGCGUGGAGAAUGAUGAAGAUGUAGAUUCUCCAGAGUCGUUUCAAUUCGAAACUGUUGAUCUCACCUCUCCUGAUGCUCUUCCUGACUCUUUGAAAGCAAAAUUUGAUUCUUUAAUGGACAAAGGAACCUGGGAUGCGAUUUCUUUGGGAUCAAAUCCAUCCGACCUUAUCCACCGAUAUGUUCAAUGUUUAUCGGCUUUAUUCAACGAUGAAACCGAGGGAAAUCAGUACUUUGUGAUCAUAUCUUGCAACUUCACAGUGUAAGUAAAAUUUCAAACUUUGUUCUUCUUUGAUUUUAGGCUGAAUUCUCUUUCAAAACGCUUAUUUUAGCGAAGAGCUCACGGACUUUUUCACAAAAGAUGGGCGUUUCGAAGUGCACGCUGAAUUGCCAAAUACGAAUACGUUUUGCUUCGGUGGUAAGGUUGGAAAGACCACUUCUGGCAUGGCUUUCAAGAGGAUACGAUAG
Bursaphelenchus xylophilus (pine wood nematode) is the source of this 892-nucleotide messenger RNA. Lineage: Eukaryota; Metazoa; Nematoda; Chromadorea; Rhabditida; Aphelenchoididae. The record is from the annotation of a GenBank genome assembly.